This is a messenger RNA of Coprinopsis cinerea okayama7#130, 1458 nucleotides long. Its product is annotated as squalene monooxygenase. The transcript is spliced from 5 exons. Gene Ontology annotation, molecular function: flavin adenine dinucleotide binding; squalene monooxygenase activity. Gene Ontology annotation, biological process: ergosterol biosynthetic process. The coding region runs from base 1 to 1458 and encodes 485 amino acids. Gene Ontology annotation, cellular component: membrane; endoplasmic reticulum. NCBI's taxonomy places the organism in Eukaryota, Fungi, Basidiomycota, Agaricomycetes, Agaricales, Psathyrellaceae. The record is from RefSeq and is a predicted model, not a curated record.
AUGUCAAGCUCGGAACAUUUUUUCGAUAUCGUCGUGGUCGGAGCUGGUGUAGCAGGUUCAGCAAUCGCCCAUGCGCUCGCCCAAGCGAAAACUAGUAGGACCAUAGCCCUCGUCGAGCGCAGCUUCGAGGAGCCGGAGCGCAUCGUGGGCGAGCUCCUUCAGCCGGGAGGUGUCAAGGCGCUUCAACGCCUUGGUCUCUCCGAAAGUCUUUUGGGGAUUGACUCGGUGGACGUCGAAGGAUACCUCCUUAUUGACGGCCAGGAGUCGGUUCGGAUUCCCUACCCAAAGGGCCAGUAUGGACGGAGUUUUCAUCACGGGCGGUUCAUCAUGGCGCUGCGACGGAUUGCCCUGAAAAACUCCAACGUCACACCCUUCGAGGCAACUGUUUCAGACCUUGUCGAAUGUCCAACAACAAGUCGUAUCACCGCUGUCAAGGCCUGCACCAAAACCUCCAACGGUUCAAAGACGACAAUCACCAUUUCUGGCCGCCUCAUCAUGGUCGCUGACGGGUGUUUCUCCAAUUUUCGAAACGUCAUCAUGGGUGUCAACGCUUGCAAGCCUGUCACAAAAAGCUACUUCGCAGGAACUAUCCUCAAAAAUGCUUCGUUACCCUGCCCCAAGCACGGAACAGUCAUUCUACCCAGAGGAUCAGGCCCUGUUCUCCUCUAUCAGAUCUCGCAGACUGAUACUCGGAUACUAAUCGACAUCCAGUACCCAUUACCAGUGGAUCUGAAGAACUACAUCCUCGAAGAUAUCAUCCCGCAAUUGCCCCACGAUCUCCAAGGUCCCGCGAGAGAGGCGCUCUCGCAGAACCGGAUCCGCCGGAUGCCGAACUCGUUUCUACCUCCCAUACAACAAGGCAGGUCGCACUCGAAACCUGGGGUCAUCUUGUUGGGUGAUGCCUGGAAUAUGCGACACCCAUUGACCGGUGGUGGGAUGACUGUUGCUCUCAACGACGUCGUGUGGCUCAGGGAUGCUCUUGGGUCUUUGGAGUCGUUAGAUGACUGGGAGGAAAUCCAAGUUGUUCUGCGUCGGUGGCAUUGGAAGCGCAAACCAUACUCUUCCACCAUCAAUGUUAUUGCUGGGACGUUGUAUGGGAUCUUUCGAAAAGAUGAUCCGAUCUUCCUUGCCCUUCGAGAAGGUUGCUUUCAGUAUCUUCAGAGGGGCGAAGAAUAUAUCUCUGCUCCAAUCGGUGUACUCUCAGGCCUUAACCCUGCUCCCCUUCUCUUGAUGCAACUCUUUCUCCAAGUGACUGGGUUCUCGAUGAGGGUCCUUUUUACUCGGCAUCCUCGUGCCUCGCCCUCGGACAAAACGCAGACACAUGUCAUCACUCGGCUACCUGCGUUCUUCGAGUACCCACAAUUGCUUCUGAAAGCAUGCCUCAUGUUCUGGGAGGCUUUCGCUAUUCUCAUUCCUGUCGUCUGGAGUGAGUUACGUUGGUGGGCCCCUUAUUCGUAG